Ectocarpus siliculosus is the source of this 456-nucleotide messenger RNA. NCBI's taxonomy places the organism in Eukaryota, Phaeophyceae, Ectocarpales, Ectocarpaceae. The record is from the annotation of a GenBank genome assembly.
AUGGGAGUCCGCCUACGGCUCCUUGCAGGUAUUGGUCUCCCCGGUCUUGGCUUCCUGGAAGAGUCUGCCGGCGGCGCAGGGAGCAGGCUGGGCUACGAGCGUGACGGCGAAGACGAGCGACGGACCAGCAGCUGCGGCUCGGGCGAUUUCGGCGGAGGAGAGGCGUCCGGGUUCCCCCCCCACCACUCUCGUCAGCCGGGGAGCGUCGGGAGCUUGGGGGCCGGCAGCGGCAGCGGGGGGGGGGGCGUCCCGGGGCCCGGGGGGGGCGGCCGGGGCCCCCGGGGCACCAUCGACGAGCUCUUGGACGAGAUCGGGCUGAUGAAGUACGUUGACGUUUUUCGCGAGGCAGAGGUCGAUCUUGCGACGUUGUGUAUCAUGUCGGAACAGGACUUCCGCGAGCUGGGAAUCCUCAAGGGGCCCCGCGUCAAGAUCAUGCACCACAUCGGCUCGCGCUAA